UUUAGAUGCAUUAAAGGCAUUUUUUUUCUGUCGCUGAUAAUAAUUUUACAUAUCUGAUCUAGACAUGUUCACUGACACGCAUAUUCUGCAGUAGUUACAUUUUACUGGGUUGCUGACGUUGUGCCCUUACAGUUUCGUUUAUUCUUAAUCAGAGCAAUAGGUGGAAAGUGAAACUUAUCUCGAUAUUGUCCCCAAAAUAGAUAACGUACCCUAGCCUAUAAAAACCCUCCCCAGUGUCUAUAUUGAACCAGACAACUUUUGGAUGAGGAACUCGGAGAUUUAUAGAAGGUCCUAUUGAAAAUAAGUUGUCAGUGAGAUAUACUGUACUGCUUCAAGGAAACUGAAAAAGAAAAACUGCAAACAUUUGCAUCUAUUUUGCAUUUUAACAAUACAGGGAUGUCUGAGGACAAGCUUAAAUUGUUGUUCUGCCACUUUACUUGGGACUUGCAAAAGGAAGAUGCUGAUCUUAACUUUCUCGAAGUGAAAGUUCGUGAAAGGCUGGCAGUAAAAUGCAAAUAUGAAGGAAACCUAAAACAAAGAGAAUUAAAUUUUUUGGCCUUUAUCAAACAUUUACAAGGAUUUAACGACGAGGCACUUAAGACCCUGCAACUAGCAAAGAAGGAACAUCCAGACGAUGACAGCAAUGUGAUUGUGACGUAUGGAAACUUGGCCUGGGUGCACAGUCUCAUGGGCAGUGUGACUGAGGCUGAAACUUACAUAGCGAAAGUAAAUGAAAUCCUUAGAGCUUUCCCUGCUCCGUCUCCAGCAGAGCUUCACAGAGAAGUUCAAAGCGAAAAAGCCUGGUCGCUUCUCAAGUUCUCUAGAAAGACCUACAUCAGGGCUAAGGAGAGUUUCCUUGAAGCUUUGCAGAAAGAGCCGGAUGACAAGGAAUGGAACACAGGCUUUGCUUUUUCUCUCUUCCGUCUGGAGGGACUGAAGAUUGGUCGAUAUAAGCGUGUAGCGGUUGAAGAGUCUCCUGCUGUGCUCCAGUUGAAGAAAGCUCUGAACCUGGACCCGGACAAUCCGAUGAUCCAUGUGUAUCUGGGGCUCAAGUGCUACAAGAACACAGAGAACGUAAAUAACACAGAGGCAUGGCAGUACAUGACGCAAGCGCUCACGAUGGCUCCGGAUAACCUCAGUGUUGUUUUGCGUGUUGCAAAGUUCAUGAAGAAAGAGCAGCGUUAUGAAAAGGCCCUGGAAGUAUUGCUGGAAAUGCUGAAGAAUGCACCAGAAUCAUCACGUUUACAUCAUGAGAUUGCCAACAAUUACCGCUGGAAAGCCAUGCAGAUGAAUGAUUUAAACAAUCCGGAGUUGUUAGGUCUUUGCAUUCACCAUUUAGAGAAAGGUGCCAGUUUAAACCCAGGCUACAUAUACCCACAGCUGGAGCUUGCGCUGAGAUAUGCAGAUCAUAAGCAGACGGCUAAAGCAGAGCAGAAGUUUACUGAGCUGUUUGCCCUUCCUGACCUAAGGCCAGCUGACCGCCAGGCCUGGCAUCGCAUGUAUGGGGAUUUCAAACAGUACAGGUUGGGCUCCGAGAAAUCUGCGGUUGAGCAUUACAAACAAGGAAUGAUGCUGGGGCGAGUGUCCACCGAAUGGAUCGCCUGCAGAAACAGACUGACAAAAGUCCUUCAGCGGGGCAUAAGGGACAUAUAUGAGAUUCGGACACUCUUUGAUUCCUUUAGAAACGAAAACAAAGAUGAUUAAGAAAGAAUACUUUAAUCUCUGUUCAAGUUCCAGUCGUAGCCUUAGCAAUAAUUCUACUUUUUUGUUGAAUUGUUUUUUCUUUUCUUUUUACCCACUGAGUUUUAACAGAGUUAAAUAUAAUAAUAUAAAUUCAUUAUAGAUGUAUUAUAAUCUGUGUAUAUUAACAUAAUAUAGUCUUUAUCUGUCUUGUCAAGUGUAUUUUAUCAAUUACACCCCAGUUUGUACACAUAUUUACAAAAAUUACAGAUUUUCAAGUUUUGAAACUUUUUCUUCCUGAUAAGCAAUAAAUAAACCCUUUCCAGGUUUAAAGUUGAAA
Labeo rohita (rohu) is the source of this 2020-nucleotide messenger RNA. It is a transcript of the gene ifit8, whose product is annotated as interferon-induced protein with tetratricopeptide repeats 8. Gene Ontology annotation, biological process: defense response to virus. Lineage: Eukaryota; Metazoa; Chordata; Actinopteri; Cypriniformes; Cyprinidae. The record is from RefSeq and is a predicted model, not a curated record. Bases 397 to 1704 code for a protein of 435 amino acids. Gene Ontology annotation, molecular function: protein binding. Gene Ontology annotation, cellular component: cytosol. The transcript is spliced from 2 exons.